Effrenium voratum is the source of this 1317-nucleotide messenger RNA. NCBI's taxonomy places the organism in Eukaryota, Dinophyceae, Suessiales, Symbiodiniaceae. The record is from the annotation of a GenBank genome assembly.
CAAGCCAAACCACCAGUUUGGUGGGAAGCUGAAAAGGGGCGGUGCACUCCCGCCUUGCGCCAUGCUGGCCGCGGACCGCGCGGCUUUCCGCGCCCUGCUGCGCGUCUGCCGCCAUGCGGAUCGCAAUCCCAUCGCCCAGCUGGGCGUUAUAGGCCGUCCGCUCUGGCAGUGGGACUGGCAGCGGCAGCAGGUUGUCCGCAGGUGCUUUGGCAAGUCGCCGUUUGCCGAGGACAUGAUUUGGGAGGCCUGCGGCAACUCCUUGCAGUUCGCUAUGCCUCGCCAAAGUGCCGCACGAGCAUGUCGACGCCACUUCUCCCGCGCCAUGUCUCUGGGCCUGCCAUACCAGGAAGAGGCCAAGGAGUUGUUGGCCAGGUUCACAGAAGCGGCGGACAUGGUGAACGACAUGCUCGGAGAGAACGCCGGAGAACGCCUUCAGCCCCUGGAGAACAUUGGAGCCUGCUCCCGAGAUCUUCUGGCUGGAGACUUCCUGCUUACACAUCCCAUCUCCUGCAUCAGAGAUGCCCAUUUCGACCAGGCGGUGGUGUUUCUGCGCGAGGUCCCAUCGGCGGAAAGUCUCUUUGGCACAGUGGCGGGCUUCGUGGUGAACAAGCCCAGCCAGCAAACCUUGGCCCAGAUCUUGGCUCACGCUCCUCACGAGGAAGCAGCAUGGGCCCAGGAGGUCUUGCAGGUCUGCGCCCACCAGGACUUCAAAGUUUCUCGCGGUGGCCCGGUAAUCAUGGGCCAUUCGCUGAAAGACAACCUCCACGUGAUCCACGGCUUUCCGAACAUCAUGGAUGCUACCCCGCUGGUGCCCGGCGUAUGGCUGGGGGGGCAACUGCAAGAACUCGCGCAGGCGGUGCAAGCGUCCGGCCAAAAGGCGCCUCUGCGCUUCAUCUUCGGGCAGAGUUCCUGGAGCUACACGCAGCUCCAGCUGGAGCUCUCCUGCGGCGUUUGGGCCAUGGCGAGGUCCCAGAAGAAUGCGGUCAGCCUUUGCUUCGGAGAAGAGCAAGGUGCGGACGCCUGGCGCGCGGCGCUGUCGGCGGUGGGGCUGCCCUUCAUGGCCAGCUUCCCCCGGGGCCGGGACCUGGACGAACGCCUCAGCCGCCACGUCCGGGGGAAGCUCUGAGCUCGGCGAAAGGCGGAGCUGGACUGCGGUUGGGUUGGUGAAGAUUCUACUUGCAAGCGGCUUCAGCCUUCCGGGCGCGUCUAGUGUGGGAGGAGUGUCGGCAUGGGCCAGACACGACACCGCUCGGUGGUGCUCGCUCCGGGUUUUUGUCAGAGGUUAGGGACCAUAGGUGUCCUUUUCAGGUAGUUUGG